UGUGUGUGUGUGUGUGUGUGUGUGUGUGUGUGUGUGUGUAACACAAAGGAGACCAGAUGAUGACAUUCAUAGGCUUAUAGACUCGAGUCCUGGGGACACAUUUGGAUGGAGGCAAUUAAAAUGCCUGUCAGGCAUUUGGUACCAGAAGUCCCCGUGGCAAACCGCUAAAUCCUAAGCCAGAGGCAGCAUCCUUUUGUCAGUGAAUGAUGGCGGAGCUGAGGGGCUUGUCAUCAUUCUCGAAAAUUCUAAGCCUAGUGAGCUCUCUCUCCCUCUCCUACUUGCCUUAUUUUCCUUUCAGCCACUGCGGGGACGUUUUCUAAUUUGCAGCUUCCCUUUCCCCCCCCCCCCCCCCCGGCACACACAGACAGGAGCUGGUGGCUUUCAGACUGCGUCUGUCUGGAGCUAGAGACACAGAGCACAGGGAGUGUUCUUGAAGGAGGGUUCUGCAGCAGCUCUUCCAGACCCGAUUCAAGGGGCAUUGCUGCAUAUCUACCGAUUCUUCAGCGGGGCUCUAACAGAGGGAGCGCUGAUUGGGAAGCAUUCAGUCAGGAAAUUAAAAGAAAGAAGCCAGAACAUACCACCAGCCCUUUGAGUAUACAACAUAACAAACGUCAUUACUUUACAACUUGAUUAGGAGACAGUACAGAGAUCUGAAGGAUGGCUGACGAGAGGAAAGACGAAGGAAAGGCACCACACUGGACAUCAGCCUCACUCACAGAGGCAGCUGCACACCCCCACUCGCCAGAGAUGAAGGACCAGGGUGGCUCAGGGGAAGGGCUGAGCCGCAGCGCCAAUGGAUUUCCAUACAGAGAGGAGGAGGAAGGCGCCUUUGGGGAGCACGGGUCACAGGGCACCUAUUCAGAUACCAAAGAGAACGGGAUCAACGGAGAGCUGACCUCAGCUGACAGAGAAACAGCAGAGGAAGUGUCUGCAAGGAUAGUUCAAGUAGUCACAGCUGAAGCUGUAGCAGUCCUGAAAGGUGAACAAGAGAAGGAGGCCCAACACAAGGAUCAGCCUGCAGCUCUGCCUUUAGCAGCUGAAGAAACAGUUAAUCUGCCACCUUCCCCACCACCAUCGCCAGCAUCAGAACAAACAGCUGCACUGGAAGAAGAAGAAGAAACUCUAGAGGGUGUGAUGGCUGAGGAAAUGGAGCCUGCUGCCCUUCCUGGGAGAGAAUGUGGGGCUGCUAAAUCCUCAGACAACCCUCAGGGCCUCAGUGAGGGCCGAGUGGAAUCUAGCGCAGAGGCGCAGAUAGUUCCAGAAGACAGUGCCCUGGCAGGGGCUCCUGAUGAGAAAAGUGUUAAAGAGGUCACGGAGGUGGCUCCAGAAGUAGAAAUCCCUUCCUCUGCCAAGGAAGAUUUACUUACAGCCUCGAAGAUGGAAUUCCCUGAGCAGCAGAAAUUGCCUUCCUCAUUCGCUGAGCCUUUAGACAAGGAGGAAACGGAGUUUAAGAUGCAAAGUAAGCCUGGUGAAGACUUUGAACACGCUGCCUUAGUUCCUCAGCCGGACACAAGUAAAACUCCCCAGGAUAAAAAGGAUCCCCAAGACAUGGAAGGAGAAAAGUCGCCUGCCAGUCCAUUUGCGCAGACUUUCGGUACCAACCUGGAAGACAUAAAACAGAUCACAGAACCAAGCAUAACAGUACCUAGCAUUGGCCUCUCCGCAGAGCCCCUAGCUCCAAAAGAUCAGAAAGACUGGUUCAUCGAAAUGCCCGUGGAAUCAAAGAAGGAUGAAUGGGGUUUAGCUGCCCCAAUAUCUCCUGGCCCCUUGACACCCAUGAGGGAAAAAGAUGUGCUGGAGGAUAUCCCAAGAUGGGAAGGAAAGCAGUUUGACUCUCCCAUGCCUAGCCCCUUCCACGGUGGAAGUUUCACUCUUCCCUUAGAUACUGUGAAAGAUGAGAGAGUCACAGAAGGGUCACAACCCUUUGCCCCUGUCUUCUUCCAAUCAGAUGACAAAAUGUCUCUGCAGGACACCAGUGGUUCAGCUACUUCCAAAGAGAGUUCUAAAGAUGAGGAGCCACAGAAAGAUAAAGCAGACAAAGUGGCAGAUGUUCCUGUCUCAGAAGCUACCACUGUACUGGGAGAUGUUCACAGUCCAGCUGUGGAAGGCUUUGUCGGGGAGAACAUUUCAGGAGAAGAAAAGGGUACCACAGAUCAAGAGAAAAAAGAGACUUCGACACCCAGUGUACAGGAACCUACACUCACUGAAACUGAACCACAGACAAAGCUUGAAGAGACAUCAAAGGUUUCCAUCGAAGAAACUGUGGCAAAAGAAGAGGAAUCCUUGAAAUUAAAAGAUGAUAAAGCAGGUGUAAUUCAGACUUCCACCGAGCAUUCUUUCUCCAAAGAAGACCAGAAAGGCGAAGAACAGACAAUCGAAGCAUUAAAACAAGACUCCUUUCCUAUAAGUCUAGAACAGGCAGUUACAGAUGCAGCCAUGGCCACCAAGACCUUGGAAAAGGUUACGUCUGAGCCAGAGGCAGUAAGUGAAAAGAGAGAAAUCCAGGGACUUUUUGAAGAGGAUAUAGCUGACAAGAGUAAGCUCGAAGGCGCUGGGUCUGCAACAGUAGCCGAGGUUGAGAUGCCAUUUUAUGAAGAUAAAUCAGGGAUGUCCAAGUACUUUGAAACAUCUGCAUUGAAAGAAGAUGUGACCAGAAGCACUGGGUUGGGCAGUGAUUACUACGAGCUGAGUGACUCAAGAGGAAAUGCCCAGGAAUCUCUUGAUACUGUAUCUCCCAAGAACCAACAAGAUGAAAAGGAACUUCUGGCAAAAGCUUCCCAGCCUAGUCCUCCAGCACACGAAGCAGGGUACAGCACUCUUGCCCAGAGUUAUACAUCUGAUCAUCCGUCCGAGUUACCUGAAGAACCAAGUUCUCCUCAAGAAAGAAUGUUCACUAUUGACCCCAAAGUUUAUGGGGAGAAAAGGGACCUUCAUAGUAAGAACAAAGAUGAUCUGACACUUAGUCGAAGCUUGGGGCUGGGCGGAAGGUCUGCAAUAGAACAGAGAAGCAUGUCCAUUAACUUGCCUAUGUCUUGCCUUGAUUCUAUUGCCCUUGGGUUUAACUUUGGCCGGGGCCAUGAUCUUUCCCCUCUGGCUUCUGAUAUUCUAACCAACACUAGCGGAAGCAUGGAUGAAGGAGAUGAUUACCUGCCCCCCACCACACCUGCAGUGGAGAAGAUUCCUUGCUUUCCAAUAGAGAGCAAAGAGGAAGAAGAUAAGACAGAGCAAGCAAAAGUGACUGGAGGGCAAACUACCCAAGUUGAAACAUCCUCCGAGUCACCCUUCCCAGCCAAAGAAUAUUACAAAAAUGGCACUGUCAUGGCCCCUGACCUGCCUGAGAUGCUAGAUCUAGCAGGGACCAGGUCCAGAUUAGCUUCUGUGAGUGCAGAUGCUGAGGUUGCCAGGAGGAAAUCAGUCCCAUCGGAGGCUGUGGUUGCAGAGAGCAGUACUGGUUUGCCACCUGUUGCUGAUGACAGCCAACCCGUAAAACCAGACAGUCAACUUGAAGACAUGGGGUACUGUGUGUUCAACAAGUACACAGUCCCUCUCCCAUCGCCAGUUCAAGACAGUGAGAAUUUGUCAGGAGAGAGUGGUUCGUUUUAUGAAGGAACCGAUGACAAAGUCCGUAGAGAUUUGGCCACUGACCUUUCACUAAUUGAGGUAAAACUUGCAGCUGCUGGAAGAGUCAAAGAUGAAUUCACUGCUGAGAAAGAGGCAUCUCCACCCUCUUCUGCUGACAAAUCAGGACUGAGUAGGGAGUUUGACCAAGACAGGAAAGCUAAUGACAAGCUGGAUACUGUCCUAGAAAAGAGCGAAGAGCAUGUUGAUUCAAAAGAACAUGCCAAGGAGUCAGAAGAGGUUGGGGAUAAAGUAGAGCUCUUCGGAUUAGGUGUAACCUAUGAGCAAACCUCUGCCAAAGAACUGAUAACAACUAAAGAAACAGCACCUGAGAGAGCAGAGAAAGGUCUCAGUUCAGUGCCAGAGGUAGCUGAGGUAGAAACAACCACAAAAGCUGACCAAGGUCUAGAUGUUGCUGCCAAGAAAGAUGAUCAGAGUCCAUUAGAUAUAAAAGUCAGUGACUUUGGACAGAUGGCUUCUGGGAUGAGUGUAGAUGCUGGGAAAACCAUAGAGCUUAAGUUCGAGGUUGAUCAGCAGCUGACUCUCUCAUCCGAAGCACCUCAGGAAACAGAUUCAUUCAUGGGUAUUGAGUCCAGCCACGUGAAGGAUGGUGCCAAAGUCAGUGAAACAGAAGUCAAAGAGAAGGUGGCAAAGCCUGACUUGGUGCAUCAGGAGGCUGUGGACAAAGAAGAGUCCUAUGAGUCUAGUGGUGAGCAUGAAAGCCUCACCAUGGAGUCCCUGAAGCCUGAUGAGGGCAAGAAAGAAACAUCUCCAGAGACAUCACUGAUACAAGAUGAAGUUGCCCUCAAACUGUCUGUAGAAAUCCCUUGCCCACCUCCAGUUUCCGAAGCUGAUUCAUCCAUUGAUGAGAAGGCGGAGGUCCAGAUGGAAUUUAUUCAGCUGCCAAAGGAAGAGAGCACAGAGACUCCGGAUAUACCUGCCAUACCUUCUGAUGUCACCCAGCCACAGCCUGAAGCAGUUGUGUCCGAACCAGCAGAGGUUCGAGGUGAGGAAGAAGAGAUCGAAGCUGAGGGAGAAUAUGACAAACUGCUCUUCCGCUCAGACACCCUCCAGAUCACCGACCUGCUUGUUCCAGGAAGUAGGGAGGAGUUUGUGGAGACCUGCCCAGGGGAGCACAAAGGUGUGGUUGAGUCCGUGGUAACCAUCGAGGAUGAUUUCAUCACUGUAGUACAAACCACGACUGAUGAGGGAGAGUUGGGAUCCCACAGUGUGCGCUUUGCCGCUCCAGUUCAGCCUGAGGAAGAAAGGAGACCAUACCCUCAUGAUGAAGAGCUUGAAGUACUGAUGGCAGCAGAAGCCCAGGCAGAGCCCAAGGAUGGCUCUCCAGAUGCUCCAGCUACCCCUGAGAAAGAAGAGGUUCCAUUCUCAGAAUAUAAAACAGAAACCUACGACGAUUACAAAGAUGAGACCACCAUUGAUGACUCCAUUAUGGAUGCCGACAGCCUGUGGGUGGACACUCAAGAUGAUGAUAGAAGCAUCUUGACAGAGCAGUUAGAAACUAUUCCUAAAGAGGAGAGAGCUGAGAAGGAAGCUCGGAGACCGUCUCUCGAGAAACAUAGAAAAGAAAAACCUUUUAAAACUGGGAGAGGCAGAAUUUCCACUCCUGAAAGAAAAGUAGCUAAAAAGGAACCUAGCACGGUCUCCAGGGAUGAAGUGAGAAGGAAAAAAGCAGUUUAUAAGAAGGCUGAACUUGCUAAAAAAUCAGAAGUUCAGGCCCACUCUCCUUCCAGGAAACUCAUUUUAAAACCUGCUAUCAAAUACACUAGACCAACUCAUCUCUCCUGUGUUAAGCGGAAAACCACAGCAACAAGUGGUGAAUCAGCUCAGGCUCCCAGUGCGUUUAAACAGGCGAAGGACAAAGUCACUGAUGGAAUAACCAAGAGCCCAGAAAAACGUUCUUCCCUCCCAAGACCUUCCUCCAUCCUCCCUCCUCGCAGGGGCGUAUCAGGAGACAGGGAGGAGAACUCGUUCUCUCUGAACAGCUCCAUCUCUUCAGCACGACGGACCACCAGGUCAGAACCAAUUCGCAGAGCAGGAAAAAGCGGCACCUCAACACCUACUACCCCUGGAUCUACUGCAAUCACCCCUGGCACUCCUCCAAGCUACUCUUCACGUACCCCAGGCACCCCUGGAACCCCGAGCUAUCCCAGGACACCAGGAACCCCCAAAUCGGGCAUCUUGGUGCCCAGUGAGAAGAAAGUUGCCAUCAUUCGCACUCCUCCAAAGUCCCCAGCUACUCCCAAGCAGCUUCGGCUCAUUAACCAACCUCUGCCAGACCUGAAGAACGUCAAGUCCAAAAUCGGAUCAACCGACAACAUCAAAUACCAGCCUAAGGGGGGUCAGGUUAGGAUUUUAAACAAGAAGAUCGAUUUUAGCAAAGUUCAGUCAAGAUGUGGUUCCAAGGAUAACAUCAAACAUUCUGCUGGGGGCGGAAAUGUACAAAUUGUUACUAAGAAGAUAGACUUAAGCCAUGUGACUUCCAAAUGUGGCUCUCUAAAGAACAUCCGUCACAGGCCAGGUGGUGGACGCGUGAAGAUUGAGAGUGUAAAGCUGGAUUUCAAGGAGAAGGCCCAAGCUAAAGUUGGCUCACUUGACAAUGCUCACCAUGUACCUGGAGGUGGUAACGUGAAGAUUGACAGCCAAAAGCUGAACUUCCGAGAGCAUGCAAAGGCCCGCGUCGACCACGGGGCUGAGAUCAUCACACAGUCGCCAAGCAGGUCAAGCGUGGCGUCUCCCCGGCGACUCAGCAAUGUCUCCUCUUCUGGAAGCAUCAACCUGCUCGAAUCCCCUCAGCUGGCCACUUUGGCUGAGGACGUCACUGCGGCGCUCGCUAAGCAGGGCUUGUGAAUCCUUCUCAUCUAGCACUGAAGUACCAUUUAGGCAUGAGCUCUUGGCAGGAGUGGGCUCUGAGCAGGUGUCAUAUUCAUUCUUUACAAACCAUAGAUAAAUAAUCUCAUCCCCCAACUGUAGUAAUUGUUACAAUUUUAUAUAAAAAAAAGAAUAGUAUAUGCAGAAAAUGACCUGAAUUCCAUCCGCAACAAGAGCACAUGGCUUUACAUGGAUACAAUUGGACAAUUAUUUUCGCUCUGCUCUGUUUUGCAUGGAGUAUUAUUAUUAUUAUUAUUUUUAAAAUUGCAUUUUUACCUUUCAUGUGCCUGAAGGCUAUCCAAUACAUUCUGAAAGGCCUUGUUAAAAAUCCAAGCUGCUCAUUUCCCUAUUCUGUUUAUGGUUGGAAAGAUUAAAAACUAUCCAUUGUCGCUUACUACAGGUUCAAGGAAAUCAAGGAGUCUGAGUGCAGGAAGGAAAGAGCAUGUAAGAGACACAUUUUUUAAAGUGUUAUUUUGUAUAAAUGGGAAGAAAGAUGCAACUAAGUUAUUGAUGUUUGGGACCUGGAUGAUUAUAUCAGAGUAUGCCGUUCCAAUAAAUUAUUUAACUAAAAGCUAGAUUAAAGCAUGUGAGCGGUGUUUGAAGAAGUGGUGUGGAAGUGCGUCUCUUAGGAUUGAUGCACUUUCGUUAGGAUGGGCUCGAGUCUGAUUAGAAUGUCAGUUGAUUGGCUAGAUUUGUGUCCACACAGUCAGUUUCAUGCCCCCAUUCCAUCUGUUUGAUACAGUAUUAUAGAUAUAAAUAUAUAUAUAUAUUUCUCUGUGGCCAUUUGUGAUACUUCCUCAUAUACUUGAAUAUGAUACUUCUUUAUUCACAGUAUCUGUGUCUCCUGCACCCUUUGGUGUUGCAAUUUUAGGUAUGUGAAAGUAGAUGUUAGCAGGGUUCUCUCCCUAUUUAAAAAUACAUUUUACAAAGACAAAGAGUUUGAGCAUGAAGUUGCUUUCUGUAACAACUCAAAGCUGUAACCCUGUUUUAGUGCCAGAAUCAAGUCCUUCCUGUGAUGCUAGAACAUUUUAUUUUUCUUUGCUUCCACCAACAUGGAGUUUGUGGAGUGGGUCCAGUUAUGCAUAAAGGGGUUUACAGAUUGUUGGUCUAUGGAUUUAUCUCAUGUUUAAUUACUGAAUAGUUUGGGUUUUAUCCCUCUAAUUAUUCAUGAAACCAAUCCCUUACUAUUCAUUUCUUCUCUUUCUCUUUUCCUUUUUCCAUUUGCUAAAGUUGAAAGUAGGAAAAUAGUUUUGGAUAUCUUUUCUUGUUCUCCAAAUAGUAUCUGUUCAUUAAAUAAUUCUCUGAUAGAAGAUAUUUGGCUUCCUUCUCCCAAAGACCUCUUCAAAAAUGAGAAAUACAACAUAUUAAGAAUAUAUAUAUAUAUAUAUAUAUAUAUAUUCUUUGAGACACAGAUAUCUAAAUCCAUCUCUCCAGGAUUCUACAUGAACAUGGUAUGAUUUUUUUUAUUUUAUAUACAGUCUCAACAUCACAAUUCAUUAAUUUCAUUUACAAAUCAUACUAAGUGAAUAAGCAAGAGUCAAUGGCCCAAAAGAAGACAAAGCAUUAUCAAACCAAGUGGACUUUUCCCUUAACAUUUAAUUUGUUCUUUUUCUUGCUCAGGAUUGGUAGACUGAAUCUGAAGGGUUAAAUGUAAAAAGUUGGCUAGGUGUUUUAUGUCUCUGAAACAAGCCAAGCCCUGUCUAUAAAGGAGACGGUGAACAUGAACAAGACAGAGACGUACAGGUGUGUCUGAGACAGAAGGCAAGUGGAUGCGAAGGCAGAGAGGAAACAGGUGGCAGUUUAGUGAUCCAUUGAGUAUUAUGGCCAAUGUGACAGCCACAUGGAAAGCUUAGCAUCAAACGAAGACAUUCUUCACAGCUAGUAGGUACACACACAGACACAGACACAGACACACACACACACACACACACACACACACACACACACACACAGAGAGAGAGAGAGAGAGAGAGACACACACACACACACAGAGAGAGAGAGAGACACACACACACACAGAGAGAGAGAGAGAGAGACAGAGAGAGAGAGAGAGACACACACACGUCUUUGUAAAUUGUUUUUUUAAUAUAUAACUUUAAAACUACCAUGUAAUGGUUGCUUUCACUCUGGACAAUCCAUUCCUUACCUACUCUUGAAUGCACAAGAAAUGGAAGAAGGAACGUCUGUGUGUGGAGAAGGCCAGUCCUACAGUUUUGGUAGACAAGGAUUAAAGUUAUCUAGGAAAAAGAGAGUUAAUAGAUGAUCCGUGUGGUUUUAAACUAUGUAGGAAGUAAUUUCAACCCAGUUUAUUAUAAAAAUUAAGGCUAAGCAAAGGUUUUUUUAAGUGUUCAAGUUCAUUUUCUUACGAUGUGUAUUCAAAAUAAAAUUAUGUAAGCCCCAAGUUAAUAGAUCUAGCACUAAAAUAUCAUUUUUCUAAUGUUAAUACAAUUAUAAUGGAUACAAGUCCUUGUUCUAUGUGAAAAUGUGAUUCACACAUGAAUGUAAAGUCAACACAAGAAGGACCUGAAUUUUUUGUACCAGACAGAGACAGAGAAAUGCACAGGCUAAAAUUCACUUCCUUAUGGGAAUGUGGGAUGGAUCCCACCUUACCUACUUAAGAUAAUGACUCAAAUUAAGCUUUUUGGACACCACUUUUGUGGGGAUACACAUACGCUGAUCUAGAAAUGAAAGGCGCACAGCUACAUUUCUAGAUCCACUAAUGCCAGUUUCUCUUUGGCUUCAGCCUUUGAGAACCUGUUCAAGAAUACGUAAGUAUCCAGAGCUCUGAAGAGUUCGAAGGCCAACUUUUUCAGUGAACUCACACACUCUGGGUCUCCUGCAACUGACAAUUGGGUACCUUGCAACAAUGCGGGAAGGAUCCGAGUUUAUGAUGAGUUUCAAAGGCCGUGUUCACUUAGGAACUGACUCUCUCUGGAUCUGCCUGCUGCGUUCCAGCAGGAUGACGGGCUGAAAUCCCACCCAUAGGGAAGACACCUGUGCAAUUCCAGCUCAGUUUGGCUGAAGGUAACUAAAGAAGAAGGUCCAGUAAAUGGAAGAAUAGACUACAGCUGGCCUUCUCCACACACACACGCACACACACGCACGCACGCACACACACAGAUGUGGGAUAGAAGAGAGAUCAGCACCAAAAUGUAGCAUUAUAUCAGUAGUAGUAAAGAAAUAAUAUAAAUGUGAAUGAUUCUGACUUAGCUGCAUUUAUAGUUUUCUUCUCAUUUUUCAUGCCACAGGGGGGAAAAAAAGAAAUGAUUUAUAGUAGAAGUAGCAAGGCAAAAGUAGAUUUAUCAUUUGGAAAGGCAAAUUUCAGGCAUUUCUUCAAGACUGGUGUGCUAAAAUUAAUACUGUUGUUGUGUUUUUACACCUAGAAGUUUUAGCCUGGACAUGUAGAUUGAGGCCAAGUCCCUAUGUAGGAAAAAGGUUUUUUUCAAAACCCCUAAAAAAAUGCCAAUCAUGAAAGUCCACUUCAACUUUAGCAAAAAAAUUCAACAAAAAGUAUACUCUGUAUGCUGGGAUCCCAAGGUUCCAACACACCAUCUUUGGGGGGGUUCUUUCUUCUGAUAAUUCUAGAGCCUGUUACCAUAGAAAGGAAUUUCUUCAAUGGCUGAUUGUAGUUAGUUCAUGUUUUUCAAUCAAUUUGCAAAUGUAUUUGUUGCUGUAUAGUGAUUGUUUUGCAAAAUAAAAUUGCUUGUCAUCUAACUACAAA
Molecule: messenger RNA, 10228 nt
Organism: Rattus norvegicus (Norway rat)
Lineage: Eukaryota; Metazoa; Chordata; Mammalia; Rodentia; Muridae
Gene: Map2
Product: microtubule-associated protein 2
Cellular component (GO): cytoskeleton; dendrite
Molecular function (GO): microtubule binding; tubulin binding
Source: RefSeq, a predicted model, not a curated record